CGUCAGGAGACCGCUCAUUCUGCAGGCUAUCUUUCCAAACCCCAUACUGCUGCUAUGCAGCCAGCCCCUUUUGCCCCCUCCUCCUGCUGUGGAACUGCCCCCAACCAGUCCAGCCAGUCUGAUAGGUCCUCAUCCAUCUCCUCUGAGACCCUUCUCCGUUUAUCCUCACUGGGUCUCGGCCAGGACCCCUGGUGACCGUUGGCGGGAGGGGCCGAGGACUUAGGAAGGAGGUGCCCCGCCAGGAGGCGCGCGUGGGAGGGGGCGCGAGUGGUCCCCGGGCCGGUUGCCUGGAAACGCGGGGCCUGGCACGCGAGACUCCCUUGGGCUGGCCGGGAGGGGCCGGAGGCGUGCGAGGGGCGGGGGCGGCGCGCAGCACUGGAGCGUAGGGGAGGGGACGGGAGGCGAGGGGACGAGCAAACGGGAGGAGAGAGAAGGGAAGACCCGUCGCCUCCCUCUUUCUUCGCUGACUUGCUCCCUCCCGGGCUGCGGCUGCUGCAAAGGCAGCAGCAGGGGCUCGGCGGCGGAGCUGGCCGGAGGCCGGCGUCGAGGAUUUGCUUCCUUUUCUACUGGCCAUCCUCCGCCCGCCCGCAGGGACCCCUCUCCCCUUGCCCCUCUGUCAAGAUGGCAGCCAGCACCUCCGAGGUCUCUGAGAUAAACGAGGCGGAAAGGAGUCCUGAGACCCAGCAAGAAGGGCCAGGCCCCUCUGAAGCCCCACCAACAGGGGUUCCACCCCAGCCCGAGGCCCCCCAACAGGCAGACCCAGACCCCAACGUGGCCCCCGUGGACUCAGGAGAGCCAAAGGCUGGGUCAGCUCCUGAAACCUCUGAGACCCCAGCCCAGGCCACAGACCUCAGUGUUAGCCCAGGAGGGAACUCCAAGACCAACUCCAGUCCCCAAGAAGCAUGCCAAGAAGCAGCCUCCACAGCAGAGGAGAGCAGGGAGGCCCCAGCUGCAGAUCAGGGCUCCGAGCUGCAGCCGGCGACCCCACCUGAGCCAGCCGCAGAGCCUGCUCCCCAGCCGGAGGAGCCCCAGCCCAGCCUCAAGCCGGCUGUCCAGCCAGAAUCCCUGAGCCAAGACCACACCCCUGAGAGCCUGACCAAGAAUGAGGGGGGAAGGCAAGAAAAUGGGGUAGUGGUCCCACUCGAGGCUGGUAAUGGGAAAGAGGGCCAAGCCCCCCAGCCUCACUCCCCACCCCCAGCCAACGGGGCUCCCCCUCGGGUGUUGCAGCAGCUGGUUGAGGAGGAUCGAAAAGGAAGAGCUCAUGGUGGGCACCCGGGAUCUCCCCGAGGUAGCCUGAGCCGCCACCCUAGCUCCCAGCUGGCAGGGGUGGAGGGGGGCGAAGGUACCCAGAAACCUCGAGACUACAUCAUCCUUGCCAUCCUGUCGUGUUUCUGCCCCAUGUGGCCUGUCAACAUCGUGGCCUUUGCUUAUGCUGUCAUGUCUCGUAACAGCCUGCAGCAGGGGGACGUGGAUGGGGCUCAGCGUCUGGGUCGUGUGGCCAAGCUCUUAAGCAUCGUGGCACUGGUCGGGGGUGUCCUUAUCAUCAUCGCCUCCUGCGUCAUCAACUUGGGCGUGUAUAAGUGAGGGGCUCUGCCCCCACACUCCGAGACUUUUCUUCUUCCUGUUGGGAGCUGCCAUGGGUCCAUCCCUCCCCUGGUGGGGGGAGCCCGGUCGAAUUCCCCGGCCCCCACCCCUAGGACGAAGGGAGCCCCAGCGGCCUUGUUUACAGCUCCUCUCCCGUUCCUGCAUCCUACCAGGCUCCUCUGCCAACCGUAGGCCUCCCACUGCCUGCAUUUCUGCCUGCAUCCCCUCUGGCCUCUGGGCCUGCCCCUCCCUGCACUUCCGGAAACCUCUGUGAACAUCUUCCCACUCUGUGCUCCCUCCUGAGCUCCCCGCCUCAUCUGACCCAGUCUUUCCCACCUAGUGGUGUUGUCCUUGUCUUAAGUCCUCUCCUCCUUGCCUUUCUGCCACCCACAGUCUCUUCCAGCCUCCUCAUCUCCCCUCAGCACCCUUUUCUCCACCUGUUCAUUCUGCACUUAGAUCAG
Molecule: messenger RNA, 2045 nt
Organism: Ochotona princeps (American pika)
Lineage: Eukaryota; Metazoa; Chordata; Mammalia; Lagomorpha; Ochotonidae
Gene: PRRT2
Product: proline rich transmembrane protein 2
Exons: 4
Coding region: 622-1584 (320 amino acids)
Cellular component (GO): membrane
Source: RefSeq, a predicted model, not a curated record